AUGCAAGGCCUGUCCUCAUCACAUAUCUCCUCCCACCACUCCAAACAAGGCCUCUCCUCAUCACAUAUCUCCUCCCACCACUCUAUAAAAGGCCUGUGCUCAUUACAUAUCUCCUCCCACCACUCCAAACAAGGCCUGUCCUCAUCACAAAUCUCCUCCCACCACUCUAUACAAGGCCUGUCCGCACAUAUCCCCUCCCACCACUCUAUACAAGGCCUGUCCGCACAUAUCCCCUCCCACCACUCUAUACAAGGCCUGUCCGCACAUAUCCCCUCCCACCACUCUAUACAAGGCCUGUCCGCACAUAUCCCCUCCCACCACUCUAUACAAGGCCUGUCCGCACAUAUCCCCUCCCACCACUCUAUACAAGGCCUGUCCGCACAUAUCCCCUCCCACCACUCUAUACAAGGCCUGUCCGCACAUAUCCCCUCCCACCACUCUAUACAAGGCCUGUCCGCACAUAUCCCCUCCCACCACUCUAUACAAGGCCUGUCCGCACAUAUCCCCUCCCACCACUCUAUACAAGGCCUGUCCGCACAUAUCCCCUCCCACCACUCUAUACAAGGCCUGUCCGCACAUAUCCCCUCCCACCACUCUAUACAAGGCCUGUCCGCACAUAUCCCCUCCCACCACUCUAUACAAGGCCUGUCCGCACAUAUCCCCUCCCACCACUCUAUACAAGGCCUGUCCGCACAUAUCCCCUCCCACCACUCUAUACAAGGCCUGUCCGCACAUAUCCCCUCCCACCACUCUACACAAGGCCUGUCCUCAUCACAUAUCUCCUCCCACCACUCCCUACAAGACCUGUCCCCAUCACAUAUCUCCUCCCACCACUCCCUACAAGGCCUGUCCUCAUCACAUAUCUCCUCCCAUCACUCCCUACAAGGCCUGUCCUCAUCACAUAUCUCCUCCCACCACUCUAUACAAGGCCUGUCCUCAUCACAAAUCUCCUCCCACCACUCUAUACAAGGCCUGUCCUCCUCACAUAUCUCCUCCCACCACUCCAAACAAGGCCUGUCCUCAUCACGUAUCUCCUCCCACCACUCUAUACAAGGCCUGUCCUCACAUAUCUCCUCCCACCACUCCAAACAAGGCCUGUCCUUCUCACAUAUCUCCUCCCACCACUCUAUACAAGACCUGUCCUCAUCACAUAUCUCCUCCUACUACUCUAUACAAGGCCUGUCCUCAUCACAUAUCUCCUCCCACCACUACAUAUAA
Nanorana parkeri is the source of this 1218-nucleotide messenger RNA. Its product is annotated as histidine-rich glycoprotein. The record is from RefSeq and is a predicted model, not a curated record. Lineage: Eukaryota; Metazoa; Chordata; Amphibia; Anura; Dicroglossidae. The transcript has a single exon. Bases 1 to 1218 code for a protein of 405 amino acids.